UUCUGUUUAGGUUACUAUUUUUUUACUUGAAUUUAAACACCUUAUUAUUGCAUCUCCUUCUGUAAUCUACCACGACACUGACAGAUUCCUGGGCUGGACCGCCUUUGAUUAGCAUCUUAUGUUAUUCUGUUCAAGAUGGCGGUGGCGAGCAUGGAAAAGGACGCGAUAAACACCGAAGAUGAUCUUCACCUUAACAAUUCAUUCGGGGAUGCUGGACUUAUCUCUCCCUAUAAAGAAGACAUCUCGCGCAUUCUGACAGUUCCUUUCAGUGGACGGAUCAAAGGUGGGAUGAGGCCUGGGAAGAAGAUCAUUGUCAUGGGCAUCAUUGAUCCAGAGCCAGACAGCUUUGACAUCAGUUUGAUGUCUGGCCAUGGUGGUGACAAGGAUGAUGAGGAGCUUGCGGAUGUGGCCCUCAAACUCCACGCACGAUUCACUGACCGGCAGUUCCUGAGGAAUGCAAAGAUUUCGGGGAAAUGGAGUGAGGAGGAGUCAACCAUAGCUUACUUCCCCUUCAUCCCAGACCAGCCGUUCAGGAUUGAGAUUCAUUGUGAGCACCAGCGGUUCAGGAUCUUUGUGGAUGGACACCAGCUGUUUGACUUUUAUCACAAAGUAAAGUCUUUGCUGGCCAUUAAUAUGAUCAGGAUAGAUGGGAGUCUUCAGAUCACUAAGCUGGGCUAACCAAGCAAUCUGAGCACGCUCAAGAAAGGACUUUGCACAGGUGACUACGCCCACCUGAGCACUUGCCACAAGCAGCGAAAGCUUCUGGGCCGUCGGUCACACAAAGGCAUCAACAUCAUCUGCAUUUUUCUAAACUCACUCUGUUUCCCUUUUCCCCUCUAACUACUUAUUGUAAUGACUUCUGAGUAUUGUAUCAUAACAGGUUGGUCAAAGAUUGCAAAAUCAAAUGUGUGUCUUUGCUACACAUUGUAGCUUAUUUGUUUUUUUUUUUUGUUUUUUUUAGUGUCUGUAAUUUUUCAUGGAUUGCAUAAUUUGAAAUGCACUCUUUGGCAGUACCAUGCACCACUGGGAUUUAGCUGCUCUGAAUAGACACUGCCAGUGUAUGCGUGUUUGUAGUCUUGCAGUGUAGUUUCAAAAUUGAUCCAAGACUCAGGAAAUCGGAUGACGUUGGCUUGCUUAAUCAUUUUAAACAAAUGUCUAAAUCAGAAUGAAAUUGUGUAAGAUAAGCUGUCUAGAAGUACAAAGUACUAUCUUGAAGUGGCUGCUAGAAUAUGGAGCUCAGAUUUUACAUUUGGCAUUCCACCCUGGUUUGGUUUGAUGUCUGCAUUAUUUACUCUUUAAGUUCAGUUACCAAAAUAUUUUGGGGGGGGUGGGGGAGAUAAUAUUUGAUCUCCGGCUUUUGUAGCAGGGUGUAUAGCAGAUAUGUUUUAAAUAGUGUACCUUUCUUGUUUAUUGCAACUAUUCAUUUUUUGUGAGAUUAUGCACUAAAAUAUUGUUGAUUGUCAUGAGUAUUAUUUUAUUUGAUGGCUUUAAAAAAUUUUGGCUUGAUCAUCCAAAAAUUAUUUUCCAAGCCAACUCGAUAUUUUAUGACAAAAGUAGCCUAUAAUAAUGGUUUAGUUAGUCCUGGAGUGCAUUAAGGUAAAAGACCAAAACAAGAGCUAGAACAAAUUUGAAAUAACUGGUAUAGGCAUUUUGAAAAAUACUGUAAAGGAGGGGAGGAGGAGGGAUGCUGGAAAUUUUGUUACUGUUGCGUGGGAAGCAGCCGCUUUUCUGACCCUUUGCCCAUUUUAGAGUCUUUGCAGCAGUUCUGAAUGUGUUCAUUGCACUGCAGUGCUAAAACCUAACAUUCUUCUGAUCGGUCAGUAUUAUAAUAUUGGGUAUUAAGGUCAGUAUUGUUAUAUUGUGUAAUGUUGUAAUAUUAUACUCUCACUCACUGCUUGUGUCCAGGAAGACAUUAAACACUUCCUGUUAAGAGGGAGUUAAAUGCUGAUCUUUUUUUCAUUCUCUACUGAACUGCUUGACUGAAUGUCAUGUAAUGGAAUAAUGUCUGGCAUAAUGCUAUUAUAUACCACAGAGUACUUCACACCAGCCAAGAUCCAUCUGCCCUCAUCAGAGUUUGAUCCAAAUCACAUUGAAGUUAGAAUAUUUAUUGAGUGCAAUAGGGAACUGUGAUGAGGAGGUGGGUGGGGCCGGGCCAUGAGGACACACGCCUGACACUGAAUUUUCCUAAUCAGCCGGGAGGGGGAAAAAGACUAGCCUGAGGCGCCAGUUCUAGAGCGGCCACUUUAAGUUGAUUUAUGUCAUUAAAGUUAUGUUGACUGUUCUGCCGGUUCCCACCUCCUCCUUGCCCAUCCCGAAGCCUGUUACAGGAACUUUUCUAUUCUCCCUAUUGUUUUGAAAACAACAUUCUGUUUGUACUUGAAUCAGUCUCUAUACUGGCUGGUGUUUUCUGCAAUUGUUCAUGUGCCUCAGAUUCAUGUUCAAGCAGAGCUAGUUGAAUAAGUAUCAGUACUGCAACACAAGCAAUAUGGUCUUUGACCACAAACAUGUCUUUGUCUUGUAAAGCUAACAAUGAUCCUCUUGUGGACGGGGCUGAUGCUAGGGUGCGACCUUUGGGAGGAGGGGCUUUAUGAUCUUGAGGCUGAGCAAGUGCUUGUCCCUUUGUCGGACUGGGGUGGGUGGGCCUUGAUAGUUUCGCCAUCCAUUCUGAAUUGGGGCCUCCCUAAACCCGACUAUGCUUGUGGAUCAAUAUUGAACCUCAAAACACAUUUUGAUAUGCAGAGUUAAAUGAGACAUAUUUAGGAGCUGAAGCCUGGCCACCACGACACAUUUAACAGUAUUGCCAUUAUUACUGCUAAUUCUUUAUGGUGUAAGUUGCUUAAUUCUGUAUGAUGCUUUUUUUAAAGGUGAAGCUGAUCAUUUUGGGCAUCAUUUUGUCUCUGAACAGCAAGUUUGUCAGGAUAUCCAAAAGGUGUAACAUUUGGACAAUUGAAAAACAGGGAGGGAGAAGGCUUGUUCAAAAGUUUAACAGGUGAAGCAUAGCAUAUUAAGGGCAAUAGUGUUGACUUGUAACAGGCCGAUUUUUGUAUUUUCCCUAUGAUCCUACUAAUCUUCUUAAUAACAGAUUCUAGUUCUAAUGCUUCCAUCUCCAAUGCUAUUUUUUGGCUUGUAUCUCAAAAUAAAUUGUAACAAUCCUUAAAAUGAAUGUCAUGGUACCUAACUGCAAACUAUUGGUACAUAACCUUUAAACUUUGGAUGUACAUAUACUAAAUGAGGCCUCUGUAUGCUUCAUUUUUUUUUUUUUUUUAAUAUGUAUCUUUUUUUUAUAUUUCUUAUUUUCUGAUGGCUAUUCAGAGCUUUCUUCUUAGAGCCUUACAAUGUCUUUUUUUUUUUUUUUUGUAUUUUUUUUUAUUUUUUAUUUAAGGACUAUUUCAGGAGGACAAUCAGCAGGUUAUAUAUAUUUAUAAAGUGGCCCAUUAUUUGAACUAGUUCGUAGUGUUGAAAAAAAAAUGUAGUUCAAACUUUUUCAUGAGUUACAUCAAGAUUUGGAGAGUAGAAAUUGGUUUCACAUGCUUUCAGAACUUGAAAUGUGCCUGUUGAAAUAUGGAUGUGGUGUUUGGGAUUUAUAGUUCAGAAUUUCUACUAAUGUUUACACCAAUAGUCUUAAAGGGUUAGUUCACCCAAAAAUGUAAUUCUCUUAUCAUUUACUCACACUCAUGCCACCCCAGAUUUGUAUAACUUUCUUUCAUCUGCUGAACACACAUUAAGAUUUUUAGAAGUAUUUCUCUGCUAUUUUGGUGUGGUGAGAAACGGAUCACUUUCACAUUCUUCUUUUGUUUUUGGUGAUUCACAUUCUUCAUGCAUAUCAUCCCCUGCUGGGCAAGGAGAAGAAUUUCAAGCACAAAAUGACUUAAAUAUUGUUCUGUUUCUCACCCACACCUAUCAUAUCGCUUCAGAAGAUAUGGAUUAAAACCCUGGAGUCGUAUGGAUUACUUUUAAUGAUGCCUUUAUGUGCUGUUUGGAGCUGCAAUAUUUUGGCACCCAUUCUUGUGCAUUGUAUGAAUCUACAGAGCUGAGAAAUUCUUCUAAAAAUCAUAAUUUGUGUUCUGCAGAAGAAAGAAAAUCAUACACAUCUGGGAUGGCAUGAGGGUGAGUAAAUGAUGAGAGAUUUUUAGGUGAACUAUCCCUUUAAGUUUUUAAUUGCAUUUCAAGUUCUAUUUAAUUUCUGUCAGGGUAUUGUUUGCCCCCAGAAUUCACUUAAGAUAUGUUGCAAUGUGGUACACCUAAAGAGUGGCAGCUGGAUGAAAAGGGGUAGUGCAUAUAAAAAUGUGCAUUACUACUACCUAAAUGUACAUUUUAAGAUCUUUCAUCCAAGUGAUUUAUACUGUUUUGACAUUGUCACCAGGACAAACUCAAGUUUAUCUGAAAAAUUGGUAUGUGUGUGUGCAUUAUUGAUUGUGUUUGGUUUUAGACAAGGUAUUGUUAUUUCAUGAAUUUUGUAACCUUGAUGAGUUCGUGUUUUUUUUUUUUUUUAACCGAUUUACACACCAAUAAACCAAUCCUUAAAGCA
Molecule: messenger RNA, 4528 nt
Organism: Myxocyprinus asiaticus (Chinese sucker)
Lineage: Eukaryota; Metazoa; Chordata; Actinopteri; Cypriniformes; Catostomidae
Product: galectin-related protein B-like
Exons: 5
Coding region: 136-678 (180 amino acids)
Molecular function (GO): carbohydrate binding
Source: RefSeq, a predicted model, not a curated record